Molecule: messenger RNA, 401 nt
Organism: Toxoplasma gondii ME49
Lineage: Eukaryota; Apicomplexa; Conoidasida; Eucoccidiorida; Sarcocystidae
Exons: 2
Coding region: 1-288 (95 amino acids)
Source: RefSeq, a predicted model, not a curated record
AUGUGUGUCUGCCUGCUGCACUGCAGAGGCGUCGCGUUGAAAAAUAAAACUGCAGGAUUACGUCGUAACAAAACCGCUCUAAAUGUGACGCUGAGCCUGCUGGUCGCAGCCGUCGUCGCGGUAGUGCUUACUACAAUUAAGCUGAACCAGUGCAGACAACAGCUGAAGGAGAACAAGAACACAACUGAAGGAACCACAAGAAGGAGACUUGCAGAAGGCGGCGCCGACAGCAAUGGUGACCGCAGCGGCGAGGAAGAAUGUGCCGAAGAAGUAUGCACAGGCGGAUAGGCAGCUGUUGCUUUUUUUGGAGGCGACCUGAUGGUUCGCCAGUCAACUCGCUGGAGGCUACUCAAUCAGGUAGUUUACGUCGUUCCUCGGAGGUGGUAUAGAGGGUCACGGGC